GAUCACCUGUCUGUCCAUCCAUCUGUCUGUCUGUCUGUCUUUUGGCUGCCAUGUUGGCUCAAGUGCUCCUGAAGACGUCGCUGCUGCUGUGGCUGGUGCAGCACACCUUACAAGGAGGAGUCGGACGUCCAGCUGGACCGCUGGGGAGACUGACCCCAGGACGAAGUGCUGGUCUUGGUGGUGCUGGUCUCGGUGGUGCUGGUCUUGGUGGAGCUGGUCUCGGUGGUCUCGGUGGUGCUGGUCCUGCUGGACCGCCUGGAGGAGCUGGUGUUCUCGGAAGCCGUGGCUAUGCAGGAGGAAAGCCUGGAAAAGUAACAGCUGGACUUUACCUGGGAGGAGCAGGAUACGUGCCCCGAGGAGGACUGAAACAAGGAUACAGACCUGCUCUGGGAGGAUACGGUGCCAAUCCUGUAGUGGGACUGGGCUUUGGAGGACGAGGAUACAUCAAUGGUGGCAGAUAUCAGCCAGGCUAUGGUGCUGGUGGUUAUCCUGGUGCUGCACGUGGUAAUGGGGUUGCAGGAGGAUUGCCCAUUGUACAGAGACAGAAAGACAUUGGAAUUGCUCCAACCCCAGGAGUCCCGAAAGGACGCGGUGCUCUGAGUAACGGUUACGGUCCAGGAGCAGUAAUAUCCAACAGAGGGUUCGGUGCUGGAGCGGGAGCAGGACGCAAUGGGAAAGGAGUUAAAAGGAAUGGUAAACCUGGAGCAUGUUACAGACUGGGAUCAGCAGGACUAAAGGGUGAUAAAGGAGGAGCUGCAUCCCGCAGAAAUGGUGCCAAAACAACUAAACAGGGGUACGGCCUCGGCCCAGGGGUGUAUACUGGAGCAGGGCUGACCAACGGCUAUGGAGUGGGUCUUGGCCCUGGCGCAUACCCGCAAACUGGCCGUGUGGGCAAACAGACUGGAUUCGGCAGUGUAUAUGGCUUUAACGGAUAUGGCGAUGGUUAUGGAGCUGGCUUGGGAGCCGGAGGUUAUGGAGCUCCAGGACUGGGACUGACUGCUGGACUCGGGGCUGGAUUCGGGGCUGGACUCGGGGCUGGACUCGGGGCUGGACUAACCUCUGAGGCCAAGGCUGCAAAAUACGGUGGCGCUGGUCCAGGUGCGGUGAUCGGCACUACUGCAGGCCAGCCCGUGGUUUCUGCUGGUCUUGGCGCUGCAGGCAAAGCAGGAGGUUAUGGUGUAGCUUCUUAUGUGGGACAGCCAGAUGGCCUCGGAGCAGACGCUAACCUCGGUGCUGGUGGACUCCUGGAACCUGUGAUCGAUGGAGGAGCAGGUCAGCUUUCCUACAACGGCGCACCGGUCAUUCCGGCUGGACUGGACGGUGAUAAUGGCUAUCUGUAUGAAACACGGCAGCUCAGUCUAGGAGGCAACGGAGGCAAGCUGGCGUAUGGUUAUGGAGCAGCCCUCGGAGCCAGAGCUCAAGGUCUGGGUGGAGCUGUCGGAAAAGGCGGCAGCAAGAACGGCGCAGCUGGUUACUAUGGUAAAGGCAUCAAAGGCUGAGUUUUGGGCCUCUGAGGUGUGAUCCAGUGUGAUGUGUUUUCCCCCCUUCAUUCCUCUUCGUGUUCUUCAUCGAUUUGAACGAUUGUGACCUUUCUGUUUUUGUGUGUUAGUGCUGAUCCGGUGCUAUUUGUUGUUGUCUCUUUGUGUCCAUACAGUGAUUGUGAUGUGUGUUUUUGUCUUGUUUUUUGGGCUGAAGGUUUUGUCUCAUGUCUUUUCCUUGUCUCUGUACCUAACUAAAACCUCUUGAGCACUA
This is a messenger RNA of Neoarius graeffei (lesser salmon catfish), 1752 nucleotides long. RefSeq lists its product as uncharacterized. The transcript has 26 exons. The record is from RefSeq and is a predicted model, not a curated record. Lineage: Eukaryota; Metazoa; Chordata; Actinopteri; Siluriformes; Ariidae. Bases 51 to 1499 code for a protein of 482 amino acids.